AUGGGAGAGUGGACCAUUUUGGAAAGGCUGCUGGAAGCUGCGGUGCAACAGCAUUCGACGAUGAUAGGGAGGAUCCUGCUGACGGUGGUGGUGAUCUUCCGCAUCCUGAUCGUGGCCAUCGUGGGGGAGACGGUGUACGAGGACGAGCAGAGCAUGUUCAUGUGCAACACGCUGCAGCCGGGGUGCAACCAGGCCUGCUACGACAAGGCCUUCCCCAUCUCGCACAUCCGCUACUGGGUCUUCCAGAUCAUCCUGGUGUGCACGCCCAGCCUCUGCUUCAUCACCUACUCCGUGCACCAGUCGGCCAAGCAGCGCGACCGGCGGUACUCCUUCCUCUACCCGCUGCUGGAGAAGGACUGCGCCCGCGACGGCAGGAAGGUGAAGAACGUCAACGGCAUCUUGGUGCAGAACCCGGACGGCUCCUCCAAGGAGGAGCCGGACUGCCUGGAGGUGAAGGAGAUCCCCAGCACCCCCCCGCGCCCCCCCAAGAGCUCCAAGGUCAAGCGCCAGGAGGGCAUCUCCCGCUUCUACAUCAUUCAGGUGGUUUUCCGCAAUGCCUUGGAGAUUGGCUUCCUGGCAGGACAGUACUUCCUGUACGGGUUCAACGUGCCGGCCAUCUUCGAAUGUGACCGCUACCCGUGCGUCAAGGAGGUGGAGUGCUACGUGUCCCGGCCCACCGAGAAGACGGUCUUUCUGGUCUUCAUGUUCGCGGUGAGCGGGAUCUGCGUCGUCCUCAACCUGGCCGAGCUCAACCACCUUGGCUGGCGCAAGAUCAAGACGGCCAUCCGGGGGGUGCAGGCCAGGCGGAAAUCUAUCUGCGAGGUACGCAAGAAGGACCUCUCCUCGCUGGCUCAAGUGCCUACGCUCGGACGGACACAGUCGAGCGAGUCUGCCUACGUGUGA
This is a messenger RNA of Varanus komodoensis (Komodo dragon), 903 nucleotides long. RefSeq names its product gap junction delta-2 protein-like. Gene Ontology annotation, cellular component: connexin complex. NCBI's taxonomy places the organism in Eukaryota, Metazoa, Chordata, Lepidosauria, Squamata, Varanidae. The record is from RefSeq and is a predicted model, not a curated record. Gene Ontology annotation, biological process: cell communication. The coding region runs from base 1 to 903 and encodes 300 amino acids. The transcript is spliced from 3 exons.